UUGUGAAUGUUACAGCAGUAUUUUGUGACUCUUUCAGGUCUUUCUAACAGUAGCUGUCGGGGUGUUACUUACACCUCUACAGAAGUUUGUGCUUUAGUGGGAUCAACAGUAAAUAUUCACUCUUCAUACUCACAUCCCACUGGAUAUACAGUAGAGAAAACAUACUGGCAUUUGGAAGACAGUCAUUUGGAUCUGCGUGAGGUUCAUCAGUUUUCUGGUCGUGUGGAGUAUCUGGGAAACACACUGAGAAUAAAAAAUGCCAGCAUGAGUGACACUGGAAGAUAUCAGUUCAGGUUCAUCACUAACACAUCAGAUGUAGUUUCUGGUUCUCCUGGAGUCUAUCUUACUGUUACAGGUACACGAGUGAUAAGCAGUCCAGACCCUGUGAUAGAUGGAGAAAAAGUGAUAUUAAGCUGUUCAACCAAAUGCCCUCUGGAUAGGAAAUAUACUUACAUCUGGUAUAAGAAUGGACAACAGGUAACAGAUGGAUUGACAUUAUUAAACAAGCUGUACCUGGACUCAAUCAACAGUGAGGAGCUACAAGAGUAUUCCUGUACUGUAAGAGGUAACACAACAUCUCAUCAUACAUCUGACUUUACUGUUACACUGUAAAAAGUAAACAGCUGGAUCAACUUAAAAAAUAACUUCUGUUGGUAAUACCUAAAACAUGAAGUUGUUUCUUAUUGUGAAGUUCAAGUGAAAUUUUAAGUAGUUUUAGUUACCAACUGAAGUAACUCUUUAAAGCUUCAGUCGGCAACUCUGGAGGAUUGAGAUGAUUUUGAAUGUUUUCAAUUUUUAUGCCCCUUCCACACUACCACUGAGCAACAUCAUAUCAAGCUCGUCCUCAUCAGUGUGUGUUUAAGCAUACUUAGAUUACUUACAUAACACUCAGAAAUACAAUAAAUGGUUGAUAAAGCACAAUUACCUGUCAAGAAGAAAUAUGGCAAGCUCUGCCUUUUAAAGCUCAUAGAUCCCUCCACCUUUCAAAUGUUGGUCCGAUAUUGAUCCUAGUUUUAUUACAGACACAGUCGCUUUCUAUCUUCGUUUCCUUCUUUUCCUUUGUUGUUUUCUUUUCAUUGGUUGUUCUCCUAGCUCUGGUUGUUAGCCAAGGAAUCGGAAGUUUGUUAGUGAAUGUUCUCUCCGCCAUCACGCUGCGUUCAAUCCAACACACAUGUGAACUUCAGGCAUAUUCAUGUGAUAUUAGACUUGUUCAAUUUCAAGCAGCGCCACAAGAACCGACAGCCAGAUGACGUCAAAGUACCACGAGAGCAAGACGAAAUUAGACUGUAUGAUUUCUCUCAUCGUUUUCGUGGUACUUUCGCGUCAUCUGGCUGUCGGUUCUUGUGGCGCUUCAUGAAGUCAAACAAGCCUAAUGUAACACACGCAAGGGGGGAGGGGGGAUCUGUGGCGUGUGCAGGAACCGUGAUUGACAGGCAGAUUUUACACAGCCCUGCACUGAUUGGACCAGAUGAAUCAAGAGCUGUGGAUUUUUGCCAACCAAAUAACAGGCUCUAGGUGGAGGUAGAAGCGUGGUUUUUUUUUAAUGAAUAUGAAUAUGAUCAAAAAAAUCUUGCCGACUGCAGCUUUAAGUUGAUCUCACUUUUCACUUGUCACAGUGUAAAUGAUAAAAUAGAUAGUUUCAGUCCUUGAUGCUGAUUGGUUUAUUCUCAGCUAUGACAUCAUCACUGAGCUACUUUCAGUGUCACUGUGCAGCACUUAUAGCUGAUCAUUAAUAUUGAAGUGAGAUGCUACAAAAUUACAGAAAUGUUCAAGUACAAGCACACAUCUUGGUUAGUUAUUGCCUAAUAAGUCAAAUAAGUCACUGGCGCAGCUUCUGCAGGUUUCAAAGUCAGGUGCAGAUAUGCCGCGUUGUUUUGUGUACCAUCAUUACUGGGGAAACCCCUUAAAAAGAAGAUAAAGAAACCCAAUCAAGGUGGAAUUAUUAUUUUUGAAUGCAAGCUGUACUUUAAAUGUACUAACACAACCAAAAGUGAAAGUGUUUUAGCGCUGCCAGUGGCACUGAACGUCAUAGCGCAUCACUCAGAACUUUUGUGUUAUUUUGAAA
Molecule: messenger RNA, 2065 nt
Organism: Misgurnus anguillicaudatus (oriental weatherfish)
Lineage: Eukaryota; Metazoa; Chordata; Actinopteri; Cypriniformes; Cobitidae
Source: RefSeq, a predicted model, not a curated record